Gymnodraco acuticeps is the source of this 1526-nucleotide messenger RNA. It is a transcript of the gene pctp, whose product is annotated as phosphatidylcholine transfer protein. The record is from RefSeq and is a predicted model, not a curated record. Bases 80 to 721 code for a protein of 213 amino acids. The transcript has 6 exons. Gene Ontology annotation, molecular function: phosphatidylcholine binding; phosphatidylcholine intramembrane carrier activity. NCBI's taxonomy places the organism in Eukaryota, Metazoa, Chordata, Actinopteri, Perciformes, Bathydraconidae.
CCAUAGCCGGAAGUGGUGCUCUCGCUUGUGUGACAGACAGGUAAGGUGUCUGUUGUCAGCGGAUCGAGCGCGAGCCGUCAUGUCGCUGCAGUUUAAAGAUGAGGAGUUUCAGAGCGCGUGGAAGGAGUUGGAUGAGCCGCAGCUGGAGGGAGGAUGGGAACUCUUCACCGAGACCAUGGGAGUCAAAAUCUACCGGCUCCACGAUAAGGAAACUGGACUUUAUGAGUACAAAGUAUUUGGUGUGCUCAACAACUGCAAUGCAGAGCUGUGUGCAGAGGUCUACAUGGACUUGACGUAUCGGAAACAUUGGGAUACAUAUGUGAAAGAGCUCUUUGAGAAGGACUUCGGUGGACAAAAUGCAAUCUACUGGGAAGUAAAAUACCCAUUUCCUAUGUCAAACAGAGAUUAUGUGUACAUGAGGGAGAGCAGAGACCUGGAUGUGGAUGGCAGGAAGAUCUGGGUGAUCCUGGCCAGAAGUGCUCCAGAGACGCCAUGUGCCGAAAAGAGCGGUGUGCUGCGGGUCAAAGACUACAAGCAGAGCGUGGCAUUGGAGAGCGACGGAGGCUGUGGAACCAAAGUUUUCAUGAAUUACUUUGACAACCCUGGUGGCAUGAUUCCCACCUGGCUGGUGAACUGGGCAGCGAAGACUGGGGUUCCAGGUUUCUUAACAGACAUGCAGAAGGCCUGUAGCAACUACAGCAAAUUCUGCGCGAAGAAAUGAAUGCAACUGACGGCACAAUGGCUCAUGCACAAGGACUCCAUUUUAUUUUUCUUGUUUCAGUCUUGGGAGGUAUUCUGAUGCUGUAUGAUCAAAUGUGAUGUUUCCGUAUGGGGUGAAUUUGGCAUGAUGUGGGCUACUACUUGUUGUUGUAGCGUGCUCUUGACUCAGGCAUGAUCGGCCACACUCAUUAGGCUGCUGGGAAAUCAAUUAUGUGUCAUUGUACUGUAUUGAUCAAUACUGUAUUAUCUUUUCUGUGCAAUCACUGUUUGUAAGCUCCAUGUGGUGACUUUUAGCAACUUUUUGAGCUAGUGCUAGCUACCUUUAUUGGAAAAGAGUUUCCAACCAUGCACAGGACAAACUGAAUCUUUGGUUGCAGCUUCUUGCAUAGGACAUUUUAACUUUAACCUAUUUUUAGAUUCUUAACUCUACAUGUGCAAUAUAAUGUGAUUCUUUGUACUGUAUGAUUAAGUCACACUGCAAUCUUGCCCCUGACAAUUUCAUUUGGCUGUAAUUCAUUCAUCAGUUAUAAUGUAGUGAAAGUUACAAAUCUGUACUUUUCGAGGAAUGCCACUCGAUGGGCUUCUUGUGAUUCAUUUUCAUGUAUUUAUUUGUUAUGCAAAAAUUAUUUUGUGAUACUCUAUGCUGAUUUUGGGCGCAAAUGAUCGAAGGUACACUAUCUGAGAUAAUACUCAGGCUGUACCUCAGUGCUACAGUUGAGGUGAAUAUGGUUUAAUCUACACAAUUAAGGCCUAUUACUGUGUAAUAUUGAUGUGAUUGAAAUAAAUAAACUUUCAUUUUAAAUGUA